CUUAGAGUCGCCGCAGCCAUGGCCAGCCAGUCGCAGGGCAUUCAGCAGCUGCUGCAGGCCGAGAAGCGGGCCGCCGAGAAAGUGUCGGAGGCCCGCAAGCGAAAGAACCGGAGGCUGAAGCAGGCCAAAGAAGAAGCUCAGGCUGAAAUUGAACAAUACCGUCUGCAAAGAGAGAAGGAGUUCAAGGCCAAGGAAGCUGCGGCUCUGGGAUCCCAUGGCAGCUGCAGCACCGAAGUGGAGAAGGAGACCCAGGAGAAGAUGACCAUCCUCCAGGCCUACUUCCAGCAGAACAGGGAUGAAGUCCUGGAUAACCUGCUGGCCUUUGUCUGUGACAUCCGGCCAGAAAUCCAUGAAAACUACCGCAUAAAUGGAUAGGGGAGGAAGGAUCAGCUCUGCGUGCAGAUUGGCAUGUUAGAUGCCUUCAUGGAAUACGAAGCUUUAGCAAAGCUUGAGUAGUUACAUCCUUGUGAAAAGGCAUUAAAUUAUUUCUGUGUAUCACGUAGUAGGUCCCUUCACUUCUUGGAGAAUAGCAAAUCUAGCUUCUUUGUACAAACGUAGAGGUUAUCCAAAGAUUUUCUCCUUUUACCUCAUGUUUCUUAGAAAUUUAAUGUGUAUACCUUGUCUGUUUUCCUAUGCCUUUUAGUUCAAGCAACAUAUGUAUCAAUACUUUUUCUUUCUUAGAUGUAG
This is a messenger RNA of Zalophus californianus (California sea lion), 687 nucleotides long. Its product is annotated as V-type proton ATPase subunit G 1. The record is from RefSeq and is a predicted model, not a curated record. Gene Ontology annotation, molecular function: proton-transporting ATPase activity, rotational mechanism. The transcript has a single exon. Bases 19 to 375 code for a protein of 118 amino acids. Gene Ontology annotation, cellular component: vacuolar proton-transporting V-type ATPase complex. Lineage: Eukaryota; Metazoa; Chordata; Mammalia; Carnivora; Otariidae. Gene Ontology annotation, biological process: proton transmembrane transport.